AUGCUGGACUACAAAGAUGUUGCAACUCCCAUAGCAACAAAUUGCUACUUGGACCUAGAUGAGUCUGGAAAAAGUAUUGAUCAAAGAAUGUAUCGAGGUAUGAUUGGAUCAUUAUUUUAUCUUACUGCUAGUAGGCCUGACAUAAUGCAUAGUGUUUGUCUUUGUGCUAGAUUUCAAUCUUCUCCUAAAGAAUCACAUAUUACAGCUGUAAAAAGAAUUUUAAAGUACCUUAAAGGUACUAAAGGCCUUGGACUAUGGUAUCAAAAUGGCACAAAUCUUUUUCUAAAUGGUUACAGUGAUUCUGAUUUUGGAGGUUGCAAACUAGACAGAAAAAGCAUCAGUGGCACAUGUCACUUAUUUGGAUCAUCAUUGAUCUCUUGGCAUUCAAAGAAACAAGCAUGUGUGGCUUUAUCUACCACAAAAGCUGAGUACAUAGCAGCUGGAAGUUGUUGCGCACAGUUUCUUUGGAUAAAGAGUCAAUUAGAGGACUAUGGCAUUAAGAUAGAAAACAUUCCUUUGAAAUGUGACAGUCUGGGUUUGAUGCAGGUGGUGGAGAAGCUGCGAGAUGGUGGUGAUGGUUGA
Messenger RNA from Vigna radiata var. radiata (mung bean), 582 nucleotides. RefSeq lists its product as uncharacterized. Bases 1 to 582 code for a protein of 193 amino acids. The transcript is spliced from 3 exons. Lineage: Eukaryota; Viridiplantae; Streptophyta; Magnoliopsida; Fabales; Fabaceae. The record is from RefSeq and is a predicted model, not a curated record.